AUGGCGGAUUUUCGGCCGUCGUGGACGGUCAAAGAACAUGUCAUUGCAGCAUCACAUCCCAGGGGAUACCGAAGAGGAGUGCGCGAUCCACAGAAGUCUCGCUUGCGACUCCAUGUGAAACAAUAUGUACCCGUUACACCGAAAGAGCGGUCGGUCGAUGAUUACGCCAUAACACUGAUCGUGCAACACGGGCAGCCUCCCGGCGACAACAAGGAGUCGUACGAACCGUUCAUGUGGGAUCUGCUCUGUCAACCGGGACUACCUCCGGUGCGGGCGGUAUGGGCCAUGGACAUUGCUUCUUCCGGACAAUCGUUCCUGUUGAAUCAAGACGAGAUAGGCGAUGAACCACAUUGGUACGACGCUGCAAGAGACAUUACGCAGAUGGUCAAUCACUUCCAAGCCGAAAUGCGACCGCCACUGGUCGGGAUCGGCCAGAGCUGGGGAGGCGCCGUGCUUACGGUGGCGGCCGCUUUCAAUCCUCGACUCUUUCAAGGUCUGAUUUUGAGCGAGCCGAUUCUCGAGAACGGAUGGUAUCAUGUACAUGCCAGUUUGGAGAGCAAAGGCGAGAUCCUGGUUACAGGAGGUGCAGCGGCUCCGAGUCUGGCAAGGAGAAAGCGCCACUACGCCAGUCGCGCUGCCUUGACAGAAUCGGUCCAGCGCGCGAAGAUGUGGAAGGCAUACGAUCCACGAGUUCUGCAGCAGAUUCUGAGAUAUGACUACCGCGAUCUGGAAGAUGGUAGGGUGGAGUUGAUCACCCCGCCGGUCCAGACAGUAUCGUACUUCUUGCGGCCGUCACCGCCACUGUCUGGAUUUCCGGAGAACGAGGACUACGCCACGAGGGAUGAGGAUGCCAACUGGCCUCCUGGCUUCUACGCUGCGCAGGGUGCUGUCGCAAAGAAGGCACUGGCGACUCUGAACUGCCCGCUACUCUUCCUGUGGGAGACGAGAGGCACUUUUGUCAGCGACGAGGGUUACAGGCAGCGUGUCCUGGCGUCUGCUGAUGCCCUCGGUCGUCGAAAGAACCAGAUUGAGCAGAUAUAUGUGGACAGUGGGCAUUCGCUUGCGCUGUUCGCGCCCAGAAAGACCGCAGAGGCGGCGGCAACGUGGAUCGAGAAGUUCUGGCACCGUUGGCUUGACGGGGAGCGCCGGCGGCAGUUCGAUGCACCUGUCGAUGCUCAGAACGUACCUCCAGAGUUUGUGGAAAGGACCCAACGUGUGGACACAGCCACGGCCGAUUACGUGAAAAGGAAGCUGAAGCUCUGA
Molecule: messenger RNA, 1263 nt
Organism: Cladophialophora carrionii CBS 160.54
Lineage: Eukaryota; Fungi; Ascomycota; Eurotiomycetes; Chaetothyriales; Herpotrichiellaceae
Exons: 1
Coding region: 1-1263 (420 amino acids)
Source: RefSeq, a predicted model, not a curated record